Spathaspora passalidarum NRRL Y-27907 is the source of this 1468-nucleotide messenger RNA. RefSeq lists its product as uncharacterized. Gene Ontology annotation, biological process: clathrin-dependent endocytosis; intracellular protein transport. Gene Ontology annotation, cellular component: AP-2 adaptor complex; cytoplasmic vesicle. Gene Ontology annotation, molecular function: clathrin-cargo adaptor activity. Lineage: Eukaryota; Fungi; Ascomycota; Pichiomycetes; Serinales; Debaryomycetaceae. The coding region runs from base 24 to 1145 and encodes 373 amino acids. The record is from RefSeq and is a predicted model, not a curated record. The transcript has a single exon.
CUAAAAAUGAAAUUUAUAUUGACAUGAUUGAAGAUUGUGAAUUUAUAUACGAUUUGAGCACGAAUAUCAUCAAGAGGAAUGAAAUCUACGGUACUUGCGUGGUGAAGUCAUAUUUAUCAGGUAUGCCUAUAUGUCGUGUUGGGUUUAAUGAGAAGCAUAUGACAUUGAUAAGUGAAUCAGAAGUGACCAGCAAUGAAGAAAUUCCCAAAAAUCAAUUACAACUUGAGGAUGAUAACGAUGAAGAGGAAGAAGUUGCCCUUGAAGAUCUGGAAGAACCCUCUGAUAAGUCUAAACUGAGACGCAAAAUUCCCAUUGGUAAUAUUCAAUUUCAUCAAUGCAUAGAAUUAUCAAAAGUUUAUAAGGAUAAUUUAGUCACGUUUAUUCCGCCUGACGAUAAAUUCAUUCUCAUGACGUACAAUGUUGAUCAACAGAAACAAAAGCGGAAACUUCCAUUAAUUAUGGUCAAACCAAAGUUCAAAGUGAUAAACCAAUCCCACAAACUACAAAUCAUGUGUGUUAUCAAUACAAAUUUCAACAGAAGACGUCAUUGUAAGAAUUUGUAUGUUAAGAUUCCCAUUAAUCAAAACCAUUUCCAAAUUAGGUAUGAUGGAAGUGAUAGUUUAAAAUAUAAAGCCGAACUAGGUGAAGUUUCUUAUAAAGUGGACUCCUCGGAGAUAGUUUGGAGAAUUGACAGUAUAGAUGGAAAAAAAACCGCAAGAAUGAUGGCCGAAGUAUCAUUACUUAAAGAAGUAUCUAAGGAGAAGAUUGAUAAUUAUGUGAAUAGAAGGAUUAUUCCCGAAUUAUCUACCGAAGUUGCUGACAUCCAAGACAAUGCUAAGCAAGAAUUGGACGAAUUUUAUGGGGUAAAUAAAAUAAACAAUACCACACAAAGGAUAAUAUCUACGGCAUCAUCGGCAAGAUCAUUGCAUGAUGAUAUUGAAUUGACGUUCCAGAUACCCAUGAUGACAUAUUCCGGGUUGAAACUAACGUAUUUAAGUGUUGAAGAAGAACAAUUGAAAUAUCCAUGCUUUCCUUGGGUACGAUAUAUCACCAAAUCUUCUCAUUCUGAUACCUCCCGCGGAUUUACUGGUAGACAAUGUUAUUAUAGAUUUAAAUUAGGAGUGGAUAAUUUCAUAGUGGAAUGAGGGGGAAGCACUUACAUAAUCUGUAAUUAUAUAUAAUGUUUAAGGGGAUCAUUUAUGACAGUUAUUGUUCUUGAGUCGAUUGUAUAGAUAAUUGAUCCUGGUUUUGUGCGCUUUUCCUUGCCUAAUUCGGUAGUUAUUUCCCGACAGUGGAGAUAAAUAAAAUAAAAUAAAAUAAAAAAUAUUUCGAAUUUAGUAAUCGAGUCGGCGCCGUCCCCGCUGUUAUCUUAUCUCUUAGCGGGAAAAAUUAGCGCCCGGCAGCAUGAGAUCUGAAAAGAUACAUACAAACUUACUGGCAUACGCUAAACAGUACCCGUCAAGUUGCU